Molecule: messenger RNA, 2350 nt
Organism: Pocillopora meandrina
Lineage: Eukaryota; Metazoa; Cnidaria; Anthozoa; Scleractinia; Pocilloporidae
Source: the annotation of a GenBank genome assembly
AUUCUCAUUUUUUCUUUUCUUUUCUUUUUUUUUUUUCAAUCCCACAGAAUAUCCUUGAAUUAUCUACUUGUCAACCUGGCUGUAGCAGACAUCUUGUACGCGGUGUUCAUAGCACCAAAAGUUCUUGUCAAAUUGACUGUCUCUCACCCUGACGGGCUGACAGGGAUAUUCCUGUGCAAAUUGGUGACAGGUGGAAAUCUUGCGUGGGUUGGAAGCGCUUCCUCGAUUGUUACCCUGGUUGCCAUCUCGGUUGAGCGAUAUUAUACGGUCAUGUAUCUAUUUAACAACAAAGGAAAACUCACCAGGCGUAGACUUAAGGUCUGUUAACAGUGUAGUUAGCCUGUUAACCUGAGUGGAACUUGAUUUCUGUCCCUUGAUCAGUUCUCUUAUUUUUGUCCGUUACUUCUCAGAGAGGUUAUAUAGCAGGUAUGAAAAGAAAACCAACAGAAAAAUGACAGAGGAAAAAAAAACAAAAAUAGAAAAAAUUAUUCCUUAUGUGUAUUAUGGCAAGUUUAUAUUCUCUUGAUUGUGGUACCUAAUUUUCGGGAAAAAUAUCAUGAAAAUAAUAACAAUAAUAAUACCUUUAUUUAUGUAGCACUCGUAUCCUCUGCUCAAGGCGCUUACAAUCAUACAAAAUCAUGCAUUAUUAAUUAAAAAUUUACAAAUUUACAAACAUAUCCUGCUAUAUGAUACAUAGCUAAAAUUCAUACUGAUUAAAAAAGAAAAACAAAACUAAAGCCAGCCAUAUCUUAUUGUAUUAUACUUAAACAUAGCUAAAAUUCACAAUGAUUAAAAAAGAAAAUUGAAACUAACGCAAUAUAUAUAAAACUAUAAAAAUAAUGUCCUGCUUAGCUUGCUCCUCUUGAAAAGUGCCAUCCAAAUAACAUAAAAAUCGUAAAAUCACUUUUUGUUUCCAGGUGUUUCAUCCACCUCCAUCUCUUUGACUUUCCGGCUCUGUUUUCCGGGCUCGCGCUCAGAUAUGAUCAGUACGCGGCUUCUUUCGCUUAAUCUCUCGACAUCUCGCGCAUAUGUUGUGAUAGCGAUAAAAAUGAAAUGGCUAAACUUCAUGAUUUUUCUUUAGGUGAUCAUUGCUAUUUCGUGGAUAUUCUCGUCAAUCUUCAAUUUGCCGGUGUUCUUGGUCAGGUCCUUUGAUGAUAAAAGCCAACAGUGCUUUCUAAGCUAUCCGGAGGAGUGGAUUAUUAAGGCUCGGGAAACGGCUUGGCUCGUCUUGACAGUUGUUCCCUUAUUGAUAAUGAUUGGCCUAUACUACAGAGUCGUGCACCUUUUGUGGUUCAAAAAUUGUGGUGGGGACAGUCAGUUCAGCAGCAAACAAAAGGUACGGCCAGGUUUACUAAAUGUUCUAAAAGGAACUGUGGUGCAGCGUCGGUGGGAAGGGGUGGGGGUGGGGGGUAGGGGGUGGGGUAUUGCAAGAUAAUCCGGUUUUACCGGCUGAGUUGACAAAGCGAAUUGGCCACCCUAAAGCUGACGUUUCGAGCGUUAGCCCUUCAUCGGAUUCGCACUGACGAAAGGCUAACGCUCAUGCGUCAGCUUUAGAAUCUUUUUACGGAGGUCAAUUCACCUUAUAAACCCAGUUGAUAAAACCGAAUCAUUUCUACCGAUACUUACCCUGGUUUCAUCGGCAUGAAGCGACAAGAAGUGAUCACUUCUCCUAAGAUUAACCCCUAAGGCUUGUCCUCCACAAAUACACCCCUCUCCGCAGUCUCCAUGACAGUUUUCUGGCACAUGUCUCUUUCAUAAUUCGAGGUGGGAAGAAACACUCCGGGUGCCAUCUCACCCGAAUGUCUUGUUUAGGUACACAACAGAACGACCCCGCCAUGACUUAAACCCGAAACCUCUCGAUCAGUUUUUCUAGUACACCACAUCUCACCCAGUUACUAUAUAAUUUCACGAGAUAAGAUAUCGAUAUUUACUUUCUAAUGUUAAUGUGAUAUUUAUUGAUCUAAAGGGUGUGCUGAGAGUACGAAAACGAGUGACUCUAACUGUGAUAACCGUCAGUGUCAUCUUUGGAAUCUGCUGGGGGACGAGUUCAUUUAUCUAUUUUAUGAUUAACGUGAUAUCCUGCGACUUUGGAGAAAUCGUUGGAACAGUUGCAGACAUUUUGAUUCUUUUCAAUUCCACUGUCAAUCCGUUUGUGUAUGCGUUGUUAAAUCACCAAUUCAGAGAAAAAAUGAGAGGGACAACAUGCUGCUCUCGUUCCUCGCCAUUCAGAAUCCAUCAUAUAAGGAACCCACCGAGCAAAGAGUUAGCGGAUGAUAGUGUCGCUCACUUGUCGCAGACCGGAAGAAUAAGAAAAAGCAUUCCAGUAAAUGCUGUUUAUUUUGGAACUUAG